Messenger RNA from Effrenium voratum, 2044 nucleotides. The record is from the annotation of a GenBank genome assembly. Lineage: Eukaryota; Dinophyceae; Suessiales; Symbiodiniaceae.
AGCUCUCGGCUCGAGAGCGGCGGGUUGUAACUCUUCUCUUCUGGGGCCAUGCCCGGCAUGCCCCACAGGAAGCCUCGCCGAAUGGUGUGGCGCCAGAAGCGGCAAUACGGCGAGAUCUACUAUGCCGACGGGGACAUCUACGUCGGCGAGUACAUCCUGAACAAGAAGGGUCAAAAAGUCCGCGAUGGCUGGGGAGUCGACAUCACGUCACAGGGUGAGCGUUAUGAAGGGGAGUGGUGUCACGACCUUCGCCAUGGCCUGGGCAUCUUGACCCUCGCGAAUACCCAGCGAGCUCCGUGCUUGCAGCUCUCAGAAAGAGAUCGAAGGCUUGAAAACGAGCUGCGGAGCAAUUAUCGCGAGAACUUCAUCGUGGCAGAGCGCUUUUCUGGAGUUUUCUUGCGAGGCUUCCGCAAAAAGGGGGUCAGCGCCACCAAUUGCGGCAUGCUUGUCCAGGAGGAGUGGUACGUCAAAGACGGCCUGUCAUACCUGCUCGACCGCGUGCCCCUUUUUCUUGCCUCUGGAUUGUUCAACCCGGAGGCGGCACCAACCGCGGCACCAACCGCGGCACAAACUGCGGCACAGACCGAGGAGGAGAGCGCCCUCGAGGAAGAGCGACGCUUAAACGAGCGAAUUCGAAAGAUCAAGAUGUCCAGAGUGACGUCGAUGCCACGAUGGUCCAUUAGUGAGGUGCAGCACCUGUGUGCGUGCAUGGGUAUGGGUCUGGCCAUGCUGUGCCGCAUUGAGAUACAGAGGAUCCACGGGAACGGGCUCCUGGAACUAGCGUCGACUGAUGCUAGGGGCCUGGUGCAGGAGCUCUUUCCGGAGGAAUCCAAGAAGAGUUGCGGCAGCCUGCCUCACUUCCCUGGGUGCAGCGCCAGGCAUCGGCUGCUCGUGGUGAAUGUGGACUUUUUUCGACGAGCUCUGCACAAGGCAUCAGAGCCUCGUCUCAGCGAAGCGGAGCUACGGAGAGACUUCGAGGAGAUGGAGAUCCAACGAGAAAAGCUCGACUUGAAAGACUACGUGGGAGAGGGCGGCUUCGGACGAGUCUAUUGCGGGAUCACCAAGAACAUGUACAUUGCCGCCAAGUCCGUCGAGCACCGGGAGAAGAAGAGUGACGGCCAGCCGGAGAUCUCGGAUUCGAGGAAGGUGCCGCACUCUUUCUACGUGGAGUUGGUGAUUUUGCGGCGCCUGCGGCACCCCAACAUCCCGGUGCUGCUGGGGGUGAACCUCGCGGAGAACAUCAUCGUCAUGGAGCUCGUUCCCGGGCUCUCCUUGUACGACCUCCUCCACUCGAGGAAGCGGCGCUCCUUCCUCUCCCUGUACCGGAAGUGCGACUUCAGGUACCAAGAUGUGCUCCACGUGGCACGGGAGGUGUGCAGCGGCAUGGCCUAUGUGCAUGCGCACAACGUGGUUCACUGCGACAUAAAGACGAUGAACGUGCUGGUUGCCAAUCAUGAGCCUGCCAAAGAUGCAGUGACUUGCUGGGGCACCUGGAGCGCCAACCAGCACCACUCCUACUUCCCCCUGGACGUCAAGAUCUGCGACUUUGGCCUGGCUCAGCAUUUGGACAAUCCCGCGGACCCGGCGUCCACCCUUGUCUUACCGGACGAGGAAGGAGAUUUCUACCGCAAGACGGUCCACGCCGGGUGCCUGGGCACGUAUCAGUACAUGGCGCCAGAGGUGCUGAGGUGCGAGGGCUACAGCAAGGCCUCGGACGUCUACUCCUUCGGCAUGGUGCUGUGGGAGAUGAUUGCGAAGCAGAUCCCCUUCCAGGAGUACACGGCUUUUCAGACGAUGGCCUCCGUGGGCUAUGGGCGGCAGAUUCCGCAGCCGCCUGACCCUUGCCCGGCGUCGCUGCGGCAGCUGCUCUACUCGGCGCUGCGGAUGGAGCCGGCAGAUCGCACGCCCUUCCUCGACCUGGCCAUGACUUGCAGCAAGCUACAAUCCUCCAGGGCGUGCGAGAUGGAGUCCUAUUGGUACUGGCUGGCCAUGGUGUGAUGUCCAUACUUGGUGGCUCCCAUCCAUCCCCUUAGCUUUUGAGCUG